AUGUUUAAAAAUUUGAGUUCAGUUUGUCGUGCUACUCGUUUGCCAACCAGUAGAUUGGUUACCAGAUCCACUCCAUUUUUGGCUAGAUCUUACGCUGCCUUUGAUAGAAGUAAACCACAUGUCAACAUUGGUACCAUUGGUCACGUCGAUCAUGGUAAAACCACUUUGACUGCUGCCAUUACUAAAGUCUUGGCUGAUAAAGGUCAAGCUAACUUCUUAGAUUACGGUUCUAUUGAUAGAGCUCCAGAAGAAAGAGCCAGAGGUAUCACCAUCUCUACUGCCCACGUUGAAUAUGAAACCGAAAAAAGACAUUACGCCCAUGUUGAGUAUGUAUACUUUUUUUUGUUGUGUAAUUGUUUUAAAGAUUUUCUUUAA
Molecule: messenger RNA, 375 nt
Organism: Candida tropicalis MYA-3404
Lineage: Eukaryota; Fungi; Ascomycota; Pichiomycetes; Serinales; Debaryomycetaceae
Product: elongation factor Tu, mitochondrial precursor
Exons: 1
Coding region: 1-375 (124 amino acids)
Biological process (GO): mitochondrial translational elongation
Cellular component (GO): mitochondrion
Molecular function (GO): translation elongation factor activity; GTP binding; GTPase activity
Source: RefSeq, a predicted model, not a curated record